This is a messenger RNA of Branchiostoma belcheri (Belcher's lancelet), 3973 nucleotides long. RefSeq names its product zinc finger protein 665-like. Gene Ontology annotation, molecular function: protein binding. The coding region runs from base 127 to 2955 and encodes 942 amino acids. Gene Ontology annotation, biological process: regulation of cytokine production; regulation of immune system process; negative regulation of transcription by RNA polymerase II. The record is from RefSeq and is a predicted model, not a curated record. Lineage: Eukaryota; Metazoa; Chordata; Leptocardii; Amphioxiformes; Branchiostomatidae. The transcript is spliced from 4 exons.
UUACCUUUGACCUCCGGCAUCAUUCAUUUUAAAUCCCUAGCUAAUCCAUCGCAGGGGGUCGGAGCCAUGUUGGCCGGAUAUCCAUUCGGGGGUUGAAGACAACAGUUUUCCUGGGACGAGGUUACCAUGGCGUCCACAUCAGGGUUGUACAGACAUGAAUCCAAGGGUCACAGCAAGUCCAUCCUAGACAACCUGAACCAACAGCGCAUCGACGACUCCCUCUGCGAUGUCACCAUCCUGGUUAACGGGCAGCGUUUCCGUGCACACCGGGCAGUCCUCGCUGCCUGUAGCAGCUACUUCAACUCAGUCUUCACCAGGAAGGAGGUCAUCAGCAUGCAGUAUGUUGAAAUCACGGACAUCACAGCAGAGGGUUUUAGUCAGAUCCUGGAGCACACGUACACCUCCAGUCUGGACCUGAACCCUGACAACGUUGGAUCAGUGUUGGAGGCUGCACAGCUUCUUAAGGUCACGGCCGUUUCUGAGGUCUGUUACAAGUUUCUCCUCAAGUUGAACAAGCAGGAAAGGCCGGCGGGGGAGGUCAAGAGUGAACAUCUGUAUAGUAAGAGUUUCAGCGACUGUGACGAGGAAAAGUGGGACGUGUCUGGAAACGAGGGACAGUUGGACGACGGUAUGUCGACAGAUGGCCAACAGGAUAACGAUGAUGAUGAUGAUGAUGAAGAUUAUGAACUACCUGGCUCUCAAUCACUGGAAGAAGGAGGCUCAAAGCUGAGAAAGCUGCUCACUGGGGGAGAUGGUGGAGAGGAACGUAAAGUUGCCCCAUUGAAGAUCAAAAUGCCUUCCUUGAAAAGGCAGAAGACAGAUGAAAGUGGGGAAGAAAGUGCGUCUGAUGCCAGCUUUUCGAACGCGACUGUCCUGGAGGAAGGAUCAUUGGCGUGCGAAGUCUGCGGCAAGAUCUGUUCCAACCUUCACAACCUGAAGCAGCACGUCAGAUCACACAGCAAGGUGAAGCCGUUCGGCUGCAAGAUCUGUGGGACAAAGUUUGUACAGUUUGGACACAUGCAGCGACAUGAGAAACAGCACGAGAUUGAGUCCACUCUUCCAUUUGAGUGUAGUAAGUGCGACACUGGCUUUGCUGUGCAUACCCUGUUAGCCCACCACAUGAAGGAACAGCACGAGGAAGAAACAGAGGCGCUCUGUCGUUGCAAAGUGUGCGGACAGUGUUUCAACGAGUCGGUCGCCCUACACACCCACCUCAAGAAACACUUGGGCGGACCUCCGUAUGAGUGCGAACAUUGCAGAAAGCAGUACUCCGACCAGUGGAAGUUGAGUAAACACAAAGUCACCCACACGCGGGUUCCCACUCCGAAAAAGUCCAACCCUGCCGUGAAUCGCCAGAUGGAAAAGAUCUCAACCUUACAGAUGAAAAAGAUCCAGUUGGACGGGAAUCCUUACGAGUGUGGCAUUUGCAGCACGGAUUUCCAAGAACUGACAGACUUGAUGCAGCACGUGCAUAACACCCACACCAAUCCCUAUUAUGCCUACCGCUGCAAUCUUUGCAAGAAGUCCUUCCAGAUGCACUUUGCCUUGUAUGGCCACAUGUCCAGCCACCUCAAGAAGGACGAGAAGAAGUGCGAGGUUUGCAACAAAGUCUUUAAGGACAAGUGGAAGUUGAGACGCCACAUGGGCGUACACGAGAGGAACAUCAAGAUGAAUACGCUCACUGGAACGCCCAUUGCCGCAUCUCUCGCAGAGGAGGCUGCCAAGAAACAAGAGGGUUCAGAUGGCUAUGAUUGUGAGGUGUGUGGAGCAAAGCUCAAAUCAAAGAAAAUCCUGAAAUGCCACCUGCGCCUGCACACAGGGGAGCACCCGUACACGUGUGGCGAGUGUGGCGCCACCUUUGUGCACAGAAACCAGUUUGACAUGCACAUGAGUAAGAUGCACACGGGAGACAUGCCCCACAUGUGCGAGAUUUGUGGCAAGCAGUUCAGAAUCAGGUCCAUCCUACUGACUCAUGUCAAGAAACAUAACAUGGAACGGUCCUUCAAAUGUGACCGCUGCCCCCAGGCCUUCUUUGUGCGAGUGGAGCUCGAACGACAUAAAAGGAUUCAUACAGGUGAAAAACCGUACGUUUGUGACACGUGUGGUUCUCGUUUCUCCACCACGUCCGGCCUGUACGCUCACCAGCGUACACACUCAGCCUCACGGGAACACAAGUGCGACGUGUGCGGGAAGAUCUUCAGCCAGCUCCACACCCUGAAGCAGCACGGCAGCACCCACUCCCUCCCCUACCGCUGCCACGUCUGCGGGAAGGGACACGCCCGACUGGGGAAACUCCGCGAGCACGUUCUGAAGUCCCAUGGAGAGAACGAAGUCGCCCAGGUUCCCAAACCUCGCCGAAAGGGACCGAACUACAAAUACCCGACAAUGCCUGAGAUGGAGCCAGCGCAAACAGAACCUGCGCCGGCCGAGUUUACCAACCAAGGAGAGUCCGCCUCACUGGCUCACCAUGACCACGAUUAUGCCAGCGAUGCUAGUAACGAGUCAUCUAACGCCCCAGAAGAAGUGCCCAAUAGGCCGUACCCACAGACAUCCUCAAUUGAUGUGAACAUACAGGACUUGCAGGAGCAGCACGCCCGGGCCUUACAGAUGGUUGACCAGCUUCAGGUCCAACAGAACAGGGCACAGCCUCCACUCGGGAUGGCUGAACUACAGAACCAACCUGUCACAACACAACAACAACAACAACAACAACAACAAACAACCUUGUACCAUCAGCAGUCCAGAACCAUUAACAUAGGGGAGCUGAGGAACCUGGGGUUUGAUCCGAACACCCCUCACAGACCCCCCGCCCCGCCAGUGCAGCCCCCCGUCCCCCCACACACCAUGCCCCAGGGGUAUGGUUCUUAUAACCUCCCCCCCACCUUUCCACCGAUGAUGUCUCAGCUCAUGCUCAACCCUUCGACUGAGGAAAGUGGCCUCCCUUAUGGACACUAACAACGAAUGACUUCCUUCUAAAACUUCAACAUACUAUGUACGAACUAUGAACCCACUUUCUAUGUCAGUUGUUAAGACAACAUUUCACAUAUAAACUCUUGACUCUUGAUAUAGACAGAGACAAUUGUACAUAUUGUAUUUAGAUAAACCUUCUACUUCAAAACAGAAAUGUAUAGUAUUUCUUUGUAACAUUUUAUAGCUACUUGUAGAUAAAGCACAGCAAAUAUCAAGCAACGUUUAUAUAACAAAAUAUCAUUACCAUAGUUGUUUAAUCAGUGUCUCUCUCUUCCUUUUUGCUCUAAUAGCAGCCCCAAGACAUGAAACUGUUCGGCAAUGCUAUAAUGCAACAAAACUCAACAACAGUAGAUUGGGACCAGUCCAUUUUACAAAUGAUUUCUGUCUUUACCUAGAAAUGUUGAAAGUGCAAUUUUGUAGCAAAAGCCAUACAUGAAUGCUAGCAUGAAAAGUGGUAAUUUGUCAUAACAUAAUUACAACAAUAUUUCUGUUUCAUUAUAUUAACAUAGAUAAAAUUAUUAUCUUAUAGAUGUAAUGUAAGAAUGUGCAAGAGACUGAAUUUUUAGUUUUUGAUAUGGGAAGGAUUGAGUUAACUUGAAGGAUACUCCUGUAUAAUCAUGAUUUAUUAUAGAUUUGAUAAUGAUGUGUUAUCAACCUGGACACAGUAUAUAACGUUAGAUUCUUUCAUUAUAUUUGAAAUCAUGUUAAUUUAUCAAUCCAUUUAUAAAAACACAUGAUGUUACUACAUAACAUUACUCACUAAAAUGAUAGACUUAUUAUACCGUGUAGCUUAUGUAGCUGGAAAACUGUUUUCAGGUAGUUCACUUUAUAAUAAUACUAUAUAGUACUACAAUUUGAUCUGUAUUUGACAUACACACUACAGAGACAACUUUGAUAUGCACACCAACAAGUAGUCAACUUGAUAGUUUGUCUGGAUAUUGACUAUCCAACUAUUAUAGUAAUACUUUAAUCCUAUUAUUUUUCAAAUAAAAACAGGUAUAAC